CAUCCUUUGCGCAUGUCGGAAAAGAGGCAAAAGAGAUCACAAAAACAGUGUUUACGUUCGAAAAUCGAUCAAAUUACAUUUUUAUCAAACGWGUGUAAUUUUUGUGAGCCACUAUUUCGGUCCACUUGAGUGUAAACGUUGCCCUCACUGCAAUGGAAAAGACAGAACUGUCAGAUGACAUCACACACACAUUUGCACUAUCAGACCAACACUACAUGGUUCAAGUAGAAGAAAUGGAUGACGAAACGGAGCAGCUCACGGCCGAAAACACUGACGAUUCAAACCAUGACCCCAUUGACAAGGUUGGGGCGCCUCUCAGAGAGCAAGACAGGUUUUUACCAAUUGCAAACGUCGCAAAAAUCAUGAAGAAAGCAAUUCCAGAAACGGGAAAGGUAAAUAAUAAAAUUGCUAAAGACGCCCGCGAGUGUGUACAGGAGUGUGUGUCGGAAUUUAUCAGUUUUAUCACUAGUGAAGCGAGUGAUAGGUGUUACAUGGAAAAACGGAAAACUAUCAAUGGAGAAGACAUUUUAUAUGCAAUGAGUUCAUUGGGAUUUGAUAAUUAUGUUGAACCGUUAAAACUCUACCUUCUCAAAUACCGAGAGGCUGCUAAAAGCGACAAGAAUUUGCAACCAAGUGAAAUGACCUUUGACGAAACCUCUGAAGAGAGUUACAUGUGUAAAAAUGAAUAAUGGUAAUAUUUUUCAGACUCAACAGUCACAAGAAACGUUAUAACUGCAGAACCAGGGGGCACUGAAACGGUUAUUUAUACAUAUCAGGACACUAACAUUCACCAAUUCCAAAUUAAUUAAGUUGUAAAUUUUAAUAUAAUUUAUUUUCUUAUGUAUAUAGAGUAAGUUGCAUAAUAUUUUUAAUGAAAUUUAAGUUAA
This is a messenger RNA of Tribolium madens (black flour beetle), 887 nucleotides long. It is a transcript of the gene Nf-YB, whose product is annotated as nuclear transcription factor Y subunit B-4. The transcript has 5 exons. Gene Ontology annotation, biological process: regulation of transcription by RNA polymerase II. The record is from RefSeq and is a predicted model, not a curated record. Gene Ontology annotation, molecular function: protein heterodimerization activity; DNA-binding transcription activator activity, RNA polymerase II-specific; RNA polymerase II cis-regulatory region sequence-specific DNA binding. Gene Ontology annotation, cellular component: nucleus; CCAAT-binding factor complex. The coding region runs from base 153 to 689 and encodes 178 amino acids. NCBI's taxonomy places the organism in Eukaryota, Metazoa, Arthropoda, Insecta, Coleoptera, Tenebrionidae.